Molecule: messenger RNA, 1316 nt
Organism: Carlito syrichta (Philippine tarsier)
Lineage: Eukaryota; Metazoa; Chordata; Mammalia; Primates; Tarsiidae
Gene: FBXO25
Product: F-box protein 25
Exons: 10
Coding region: 11-1114 (367 amino acids)
Biological process (GO): protein ubiquitination
Cellular component (GO): cytoplasm; SCF ubiquitin ligase complex; nucleus
Molecular function (GO): protein binding
Source: RefSeq, a predicted model, not a curated record
UAGGAGAACUAUGCCAUUUUUGGGUCAAGACUGGAGAUCUCCUGGUUGGAGUUGGAUUAAAACAGAAGAUGGCUGGAAGAGAUGCGAGUCCUGUAGUCAGGAACUUGAAAGAGAGAAUAACCAGUGUAACAUCAAUCAUAACAUUAUCUUGAAUAGUGAAGAUGAAGAAAUAUUCAAUAAUGAAGAGUGUGAAUAUUCAUCCAAAAAAAGGAAAAAGGAUCAUUUUAGAAAUGACACAAAUACUCAAAGUUUUUAUCGUGAAAAAUGGAUCUAUGUCCAUAAAGAAAGCACAAAAGAAAGGCAUGGCUAUUGUACCUUGGGAGAAGCCUUUAAUCGAUUAGACUUCUCAAGUGCAAUUCAAGAUAUCCGAAGGUUUAAUUAUGUGGUCAAACUAUUGCAGCUAAUUGCAAAAUCCCAGUUAACUUCAUUGAGUGGUGUGGCACAAAAGAAUUACUUCAACAUUUUGGAUAAAAUCGUUCAGAAAGUUCUUGAUGACCACCACAAUCCUCGCCUAAUCAAAGAUCUUCUCCAAGACCUAAGCUCCACCCUCUGCAUUCUUAUUAGAGGAGUAGGGAAAUCUGUGCUGGUGGGAAACAUCAAUAUUUGGAUUUGCCGAUUAGAAACUAUUCUCACCUGGCAACAACAGCUACAGAAUCUUCAGAUGACUAAGCAAGUGAACAAUGGCCUCACCCUCAGUGACCUUCCUCUGCAUAUGCUGAACAAUAUCUUGUACCGGUUCUCAGAUGGAUGGGACAUCAUCACUUUAGGCCAGGUGACCCCCACAUUGUACAUGCUCAGUGAGGACAGACAGCUGUGGAAGAAGCUGUGUCAGUACCAUUUUGCUGAAAAGCAGUUUUGUAGACAUUUGAUCCUUUCAGAAAAAGGUCAUAUUGAAUGGAAGCUGAUGUAUUUUGCACUUCAGAAAUAUUAUCCAACUAAAGAACAGUAUGGAGACACUUUACAUUUUUGUCGGCACUGCAGCAUUCUCUUUUGGAAGGACUACCAUCUUGCUUUACUAUUCAAGGACUCAGGACACCCUUGCACGGCGGCCGACCCCGACAGUUGCUUCACGCCUGUGUCUCCACAGCACUUCAUCGACCUCUUCAAGUUUUAAAGGCAGCCCCACUGCAUCCCUGUCCCAGGCUUUACAUCGUGCAUUGUGUGUGAAGCUAGUAGUGAGUGUGCAGUGGGGUGGGUGUCGGGAGGCCCCUGGGAGAAAAAGCAGAAAAGAUUGUCCCUCCAAGAGAGAGGAGUGCAUUGUUAUGUAGUUUCAUCUUUGAAGGAGGUCAGGGCGAAGUAACUCAUUUCUUCUUUUU